Pipistrellus kuhlii (Kuhl's pipistrelle) is the source of this 1792-nucleotide messenger RNA. RefSeq names its product ADP ribosylation factor like GTPase 2 binding protein (gene ARL2BP). The record is from RefSeq and is a predicted model, not a curated record. Gene Ontology annotation, cellular component: mitochondrial intermembrane space. NCBI's taxonomy places the organism in Eukaryota, Metazoa, Chordata, Mammalia, Chiroptera, Vespertilionidae. The transcript has 6 exons. The coding region runs from base 240 to 731 and encodes 163 amino acids. Gene Ontology annotation, biological process: maintenance of protein location in nucleus; positive regulation of tyrosine phosphorylation of STAT protein.
GCGGGCGCGGCGCGGCGCCCGGUGGUCGGUAGUCGCCGCUGAGCCCCCGACGGGCGGACGGUGGCCGGGCCGGCGCGUGGCUGGGCCGUGACCCGACCGCGGCCUCGGCGGCGCGGCCUCCCCGAUGCCAGUUGGGGCUCCGCGGAGCCGAUCGGAGGUUGGGGCCGGGCCGCGCGCGGGCCGGGUAGGAGGCGGACGGGCCGGCUCGCCUGCGCGGGGUGGAGGCGGCGGCGGCGGCGAUGGACACCCUAGAGGAAGAGAGCUUCGUGCUGUCUUCCUCUUCCGCCUCUGAUGCAGAAUUCGACGCUGUGGUUGGCUACUUAGAGGACAUCAUCAUGGAUGACGAGUUCCAGUUAUUACAGAGGAAUUUCAUGGACAAGUACUACCAGGAAUUUGAAGACACGGAAGAGAAUAAACUCAUCUACACGCCUAUUUUUAAUGAAUAUAUUUCUUUAGUGGAAAAGUACAUUGAAGAACAGCUACUGGAGCGGAUUCCUGGGUUCAACAUGGCGGCCUUCACCACAACCUUACAGCACCACAAAGAUGAGGUGGCCGGGGACAUAUUUGACAUGCUGCUCACGUUUACCGAUUUCUUGGCUUUUAAAGAAAUGUUUCUGGACUACAGAGCAGAAAAAGAAGGCCGGGGACUGGACUUAAGCAGUGGUCUCGUGGUGACUUCACUGUGCAAAUCAUCCUCUCUGCCAGCUUCCCAGAACAACCUGCGGCACUAGGUCCCCUCCAGCAAUGACAUUGUUCAACAUCAGCCCGGUGCACCGGAAGCUAGCGACGGAAGGAUAGAUCUUGGGCAGACCAGCUCUGUUCCACAAUUCUUCGUUAACAUCAAGUAUUGAUGAGGGGAGUGGGGGGGGGAUGGCAUGACCCUCCUGAGACCCGUUUCCUCAGAAAACCCUUGUGUUCUGUAACCCCAGUCCUCCUCCCUCGGUGGCCCUCUCUCUCGGGGGCUUGAGUCGGAUCCUCUGGACAAGUGCACAUUCAGCAUUCCACCUGAGGGCUCCCCCGCACACGUGUGGGGGUGCUGCAUUCUUGGGGUUUCACCGGUUCGGAGCAUUUAGCUAGGUUGUUCCUCCAGCAUCUGCUGGACUUGAAACUUCUGGAGCUCCUAUCACCAUGAGUCUUGGCUGUCAGUCACCCAAGAGAGAUGUCCUUUACCUAAAAGCUCCAUGUCCCAGUCAACUAGUCUCACAUCUGCAGUCCCUGUGUCACUGUCUUCCGGUCCCCAUGUAGUCCCCGUUUCCAGAACUCUCUCUUUUUGAAAGACACUAUUUUUUAUAGAUGAAUACUCAGGCCAACCUAGUGGAUAUAAUCUUGGAAGUUCCACGAUUACCCACUUCAAGAUCAAAGUAUUAUAUGCUUUUUAGUUUAGUGCCACGAUCGCGGAUGCCCUGUUUGGGCCCCGUGACUGUGUGCUUACGUGUGCUUCCCCUGAAGUAGGUCAGGGUCCCCUCUUCUCAGCAUGUGGGGUGUUAGUGCUGCUCGAACCGCUUCUGUAUAAAUCAGGUGGCUAGGUUUGCUGUUGGAAUGGAGGGUCUGCAAUGCCGCCUUCCUGUCAAAAUCUUCCCACCAGCGCAGUGUUCUGCUGGUUAGCUCAGUUCCCGGUGUGAACCUUAGAUUUUUUUUUUUUUAAGUAAAAAUAAUCUCUGCUGACUUCAUGUGGCAGUUCUGGUUUUAAAGGAUGAGCUCUACAUAGGCUGUGUGUGUUCUGUAUUGACGUGGCGCUUAUUAAAUGCUUUUGUAUCCUUCGGUAAAAUUUGAGGUGUUUUGCAAGAACCAA